Molecule: messenger RNA, 960 nt
Organism: Acanthamoeba castellanii str. Neff
Lineage: Eukaryota; Discosea; Longamoebia; Acanthamoebidae
Product: shortchain dehydrogenase/reductase SDR, putative
Exons: 9
Coding region: 1-960 (319 amino acids)
Molecular function (GO): oxidoreductase activity, acting on the CH-OH group of donors, NAD or NADP as acceptor
Source: RefSeq, a predicted model, not a curated record
AUGGAACACAACACCAACGCGCUUGCGGCAAGCCGAAGGGUUACGGCCAUCGCCCGCCAUGUCGAGGCCAGCGCGCCGUCUGCUGCCGAGCUUCUGGAUCUCCAUCGCACCGCUGCCACCAACCAGGGCGGUCUCCUCAAGGGCCAGGUCGCGAUUGUGACGGGUUCGGGCCAGGGCAUCGGCGAGGCCACCGCGCACCUGUUCGCUGCCGAGGGCGCCAAGGUCGUGGUCACCGAUCUCGACAAGGCCAAGUCGGACAAGGUGGCGGCAGACAUCAAGGCCAAGGGCGGCGAGGCCAUCUCGGUGGCGGGCGACGUUACCGACCCCAAGUUCCCCGAACACAUCAUCAAGGCCACCAUCGACGCCUUUGGCCGGCUCGACAUUCUGGUCAACAACGCCGGCUACACGUGGGACGGCAUCGCCCACAGGAUGACCGACAAGCAGUGGGAGGCCAUGCUGUUGGUGCACAACACGGCGCCGUUCCGCCUCAUCCGCGCCGCCGCGCCCUACAUGCGUGACGCCGCCAAGCAGGAGAUCGAGACCUCGGGCAAGGCUGCCCCGCGCAGCAUCAUCAACGUAUCGUCCACGUCGGGACUCCAUGGAAACACUGGGCAGGCCAACUACGCCACUGCCAAAGCGGGCAUCCUGGGCUUGACCAAGACCAUCGCCAAGGAGUGGGGCGCCUUCAACAUUCGCUGCAACGCUGUCGCCUUCGGUUGGAUCAACACGCGCCUCACGGCCGCCAAGGGACAGGAGAACUUCAUCGAGGUCGAGGGCAAGAAGGUCGCCCUCGGCAUUCCCGGUGCGACCAACUCGGCCGAGGCUGUGGCGAAGACUGUGCCUCUGGCUCGUCCCGGCAACGUGGACGACGCGGCGGGCAGCGUGCUCCUCCUGGCCUCUCCCCACGCGUCCUACAUCACCGGCCACUGCCUCGAGGUCACCGGCGGCGCCGGCAUCUGA